AUUCUAGCCUGCUUCGCUUUUGAUCACCUUUCCCUUCCUUCUCCCUCCUGUCUCUGUUUCUAGUAGUUUCCGGUGGCGAUGGAGCUGGGCUUGAGCUUGGGGGAGGCGCCGGCGAAGGCAUUCUUCGCGUCGGAGAAGGCUGGGGUGAAAGGCAGGGGAGGGCUGGUCCUGGGGUUCGGCAUGGGGUUGGGAGUUGGGCUUGGAGGAAGAAGGGAGGAGGAAGAAGAGGAGGAGGAGGAAGAGAGAGAGGGGGGAGAGGAGAGGUGUUCUGCUGAGCCCCCGGUGCAGCUUGACCUCCUUCCUCUCGCUCCUGUUCCACGGCGCUCGACGCCCCAGCUGGGGUUCCCUUGGGCGCCCGAGACCAGAAAUUGGGAGGUCUCGACGCGGGGAUUCGAUGUCAACCAGACGCCGUCGGCGGAAGUGGAGGAAGGAGCGGCGGUGUCGUCGUCACCGAACAGCACCAUCUCUUCGUUCCAGAUGGACUUCGCCGCCAGGGGUCGAGGCGGUGAGAAGGGUGGUACGGCGGCCGGCCGGAGCGAAGGGGAGGUGGAGAGGUCCUCCUCGAGGGCCAGCGAUGAGGAGGAGAACGGGCUUGCAAGGAAGAAGCUCCGCCUCUCGAAGGAGCAGUCCGCCUUCCUUGAAGAAAGCUUUAAGGAGCACAACACUCUCAACCCGAAACAAAAGCUUGCUCUGGCUAAGCAACUAAAUCUUCGACCCCGGCAAGUGGAAGUCUGGUUUCAGAACAGAAGAGCCAGGACGAAGCUGAAGCAAACGGAGGUGGACUGCGAGUACCUGAAGCGCUGCUGCGAGACGCUAACGGAGGAGAACCGCCGUCUCCAGAAGGAGCUGGCGGAGCUGCGCGCUCUCAAGACUUCCCACCCCUUCUACACGCACCUCCCUGCCACCACCCUCUCUAUGUGCCCCUCCUGCGAGCGCGUCGCCUCCACCACCACCGUCCCCCCCGCCGCCGCCGCAGUCGCCGCCGCUGCAGACACCACGCCCGCCGCCUCCGCCACCCCGGCCGCCGACCACCGGCCAUCCUCCUUCGCCUCCCUCUUCUCGAAACCCCGCUUCCGCUCCUUCCCGGCGCCCCACCCUGCUCCCACCCACCAGCCAUCGGCUGCCUCGUGAUCGCCGGUCCGCGCCCCUGGUGGCUUUUUUUGUAAAUACUCAUGAUUUAAAGGCCUUGUUUUGUCUUUUUAAUUUUUAUUUGUCCUUUUUUUUUUGAAAAAAAAAGAUGGAGGUUUGGGAGAUUUUUAUGGAUUCUCUUGUUCCUUUUUCCAGAGAGAGACUGCUGAUAUUGUUAACAGACUUUGCUCUUUUUUUCUUUUAAAUAUAAAAUUUCGGCUUAUUAAGCUGAAGCUGUCUUUGAGUGUUCA
This is a messenger RNA of Phoenix dactylifera (date palm), 1379 nucleotides long. Its product is annotated as homeobox-leucine zipper protein HOX11-like. NCBI's taxonomy places the organism in Eukaryota, Viridiplantae, Streptophyta, Magnoliopsida, Arecales, Arecaceae. Gene Ontology annotation, molecular function: DNA-binding transcription factor activity, RNA polymerase II-specific; sequence-specific DNA binding. Gene Ontology annotation, cellular component: nucleus. The record is from RefSeq and is a predicted model, not a curated record. Gene Ontology annotation, biological process: regulation of DNA-templated transcription.